UCUGCUCUUUGGCAGUGGUUUUCACACAGUUAACAUUUGAUGACAGUUGCACCAUUUCAACAUAAGAGUCUGCUGACUAUUAUUUCAGUCUGUCACCACAGAGCAAGGACACCCAAAAUGAAGCUGCUGACACCACUCCAGACCUUUGUAUUGUGCACUCUGAUCAGUUGUGUUAUAAACUGCUGCAACACAGAAAGGAACGAAGAAUGCAGAAAAAAGGAGGGACGCAUGAGCCGCAAAUUCCCCAUUGUCCAGAUUUUCAACAAAAAUACCAACAAAUCUAUCAACACCUUCAAUGAUUCUUCAAUUCAGCACCUGAGAAGUAACAUAACCAGAGCGCUGAUCCCCUACUUCUUCCUCCUGGUGUUCAUUAUUGGUCUCCCAGCCAACGGGCUGGCUCUCUGGAUCCUCAUCACAAGGAUCAAGCAACUUCCCAGCACUUUCUUACUCAUCAACUUGGCCCUCGCUGACCUGUUCGUCAUCCUCUCCCUCCCUUGGAGAAUCGCCUACCACUUGCUGGGCAAUAACUGGCUGUUCGGUGAGGUGUUCUGCCGCAUUUCCACUGCUGUCCUCUAUGGGAAUGUCUACAGCUCCAUUCUAUUCCUGACCUGCAUUGGCGCCGAUCGAUAUCUGGCCAUAGUCCACCCCUUUAUCUCAAAAGAAAUCCGGAACAACACGACUGCAUACUGCAUUUGUGGAGGAGUCUGGUUGCUGCUUGUGCUAAGCAUGGUGCCACAUUACAUCACCAAACAGUCAUACUGGAUUGACACUCUCAACAUCACCCUGUGCAAUGAUGCACUCCCUGUACAGACACUGGAAACCUACCACCCUUACUUAAUUUGUCAGGUGAUGUUUGGCUUCAUGAUUCCAUGUUUAAUUGUUGUCUUCUGUUAUAUAUCUAUCAUUUCGUCAUUAUUUCUAAAUGAUAUGAAGUAUGGCCAUGCAAUUAUGGCCACCCUGCUGGUCCUGCUGGUGUUCCUAGUGUGUUUGACUCCCUUUAACAUGACCUUGUUGAUCCAGGUCUACACACAAAGCAGCGAUGUAUACUAUUAUACCAUGAUCUGCCUGGCGGUUAGUACCUUCAGUAACUGCAUCGACCCGUUCAUCUACUACUAUAUCUCUGAGGAGUUCAGGAACAAGCUGAAAAGUCUGAUACCUGCCUAUAAAACUGAGACGGGUUCUGGGAAAUCAGAUCAGAGUAUCCUCCAGAGCAGCAGUCAAUCGCAGCCCAAUCCUCCCCUGUCGGAGUAGUUUCCAGCCCAUCUGUUGGUGGGCUCAAAGCCACCUUGAUAUUGUGCAAGUUGAUGGAACUUAGACAGAAGGCCUAAUUUUUGAGUGGAUCUUGGCAAACCCCAGUAACAAGGAGUCUGUAAAGUUGCUGUGGACAUCCCCCUUCUCACUCAUUCCUAAUCUGUUGUAUUUCACUGUUAGUUAUCAUGCAUCUAAAGUGAUAUGUGUAGCUUAUGUGCAAUGAUUUUUAGAGCAAUUAAUGACUGUAGUUCAUCAGGAUAAUUACACUUGUCAGAGAAAAUUAACUUUUUUAUGAAUUAAAUACCUGAUCACAUGUCUAUCUUCAGUGUUCAUUGAAAAAAACUAUUCAACUAAUUCUUUUCCACUGCCCUUUCCCCAGAACCAGUUCAAUCAUUCAAUUUCCCUUUAAAACAAACUCCACAGAUAAUAACAGGUCACAUGGUUCCACCCUUAGCCACAGUCUGUGUUCUCAACACAGGGUAGAGCAGGCUACUGGUCAUUGCUGUUAUACCACUCUCCUCUGCUUGUACAAAAUAACCAUAUGCCAGAAGCUAGCAGGAACCCAAGGUCUCCAAACCCCAGAAACUCACUAGCCAGUCCUUUACCAAAUGAUACAGAGGAGCAUAGUUUAGUAUGAGCUGCAGCGAAACAGAGCUUUGGUUGGAUACAUCUGGAGCAACUGGAUUCCAUUCUGGGGAUUGCAAAAUAUGGAGUGGCCUUGAAGAGGGGAAUGCAGAUUCAAGCGGACUAAAAGGAUUAAAUUAUGUUGACAGACUUCAUGGACUAACUUUGUAUUCCCUCGAGCUUGACAGAUUAAAGGGUGACUUUCCAAAAUGUUUAAAAUGCUAAAGAAAUUUAGUAGUCUUAGUCAGGGUCAAGAUCGAUUAGGAUUAUUUGGGUAAAGGGAUUUGGAGCUCUGGUGAAAAAAUAGAGAUGUAGAUUCAGUUUAUUAGCAGAACAAGCACAAGGAGUUGAAUGGAUUCCUAUAUGUGAUCCACUGGUCGACACUUCACAGGGGUUCACAACAGAACCAGAACCCAGGCCCAAAACUGUGGAACUUCCAUCCUAAACCUCCCCACCUCCAGCUUUCUAUGUCUGAAACUCCAGCAUGAAGAGACAUUGUACAAGUUGCUGAAACUGUAGCUGUGCUGUUGUUCCCUCUGGUGGCAAAUCACAGGAUCACAAUAAAUAAACAAAUCUCACACA
Pristis pectinata (smalltooth sawfish) is the source of this 2457-nucleotide messenger RNA. Its product is annotated as proteinase-activated receptor 3-like. Gene Ontology annotation, biological process: phospholipase C-activating G protein-coupled receptor signaling pathway; blood coagulation; thrombin-activated receptor signaling pathway. Gene Ontology annotation, molecular function: thrombin-activated receptor activity. The record is from RefSeq and is a predicted model, not a curated record. Bases 40 to 1251 code for a protein of 403 amino acids. The transcript is spliced from 2 exons. NCBI's taxonomy places the organism in Eukaryota, Metazoa, Chordata, Chondrichthyes, Rhinopristiformes, Pristidae. Gene Ontology annotation, cellular component: membrane.